AUGCAACAUCUUGCCUUCUCCCAGCAAUGGUACGAUUACCGCUUGCGUUGGAACUCUACUGAAUUCGAUGGAGUCACCCAAAUCGACUUUGUCUCAGACGAGCUAUGGAGACCGGAUGUGGGCCUGAUGAAUGGGAAACACAGUCAUUAUUUCGACUUCAGUGCUGAUCAACAUUCCCGAAUCAAUAUUGAUUACGAAGGUCGUAUCACGUGGCUCUAUGGUGCCGUGCUUGACGUGGCCUGUCCACUGGACUUUGCCGAUUUCCCGUUUGACACACAAGUGUGUCACCUGAUCAUCACUCCAUGGCAAAGCUCUAUGCGUCAGCUUAAAUUGCUUCCAAUGCAACAUGGUCCGGCUGUGGAUAAUUAUUUUUUACCAAACUCCAACGUCAGCGAGUGGGAAAUUCAGUCAAUCAAAUUCGAGUUAGAACAUUAUCGGAGCCAGUUUGGUGUCAAUUAUCAAUACAUCAAUAUAUCGAUCCAGUUGCGAAGACAACCGCUCUAUUUUAUCAUAUUAGUCCUAGUCCCGUUCCUGAUGCUAUCCAUUUUGGCAUGUUUGAUAUUCACGCUGGAUGACACCGGGGACAGACUAUCAGUAGCCCUGUCGCUUAUCUUGAGCAUGACAAUGUAUGUGGUAAUCGUAUCAUCCAAUGCACCUCGAUCCAUGCGAACUGUUCCGUUGCUGGGUAUCUUUCUGUUGGACCAGUUGGGACUGUUGUGUAUCGCCACUGUGAUUGCUGUAUUAAGUAACAAGUUGCAUCAAUAUCAAGGAGAAAUCGGAGAUCAAAUGGAAAUGCUAUUCAUGACCCCGCCCGCACCGACCAAGCCACGAGGUUAUGACAAUUCGCAUGCUCUGCGAUCACCUUUGGCAAGUGACUCACUCUUGUCCACCCCACCAGAUGCUCAACCAUGCUCGUCCCAGUCGGGUUCACCAAUACCACAAAUCGGACGGAACUCAUCCUCGUCUGGUCAUGUGCUGUACACAGUACGUAAUAUUCACGCACAACCACAUACCUCAUCGAAUGCAUUCCCUUUACCCGUCGAUUGUAUCGAUCCGUCGGGGGACGAUGUGUCCUGUGCGCAGUCCAUCCGAGGAACUCGGCUGGCCAAUAUAGCACAAUAUUCACCUAUAUUCAUGUCUCGACCGUACAGUCUGCCCAUUCGGUCUUCAUUCAUUGGGAAUCGGUGGACUGGCCAAACACAGCCACAACCCAACAGAGUGAUACAGGCCCAUUUUGCAACUCCGACAGACAAUACGGACCGGCGAUUUUUACGAAAGCUGUACAAUCUCGGUCGCAGGUUGUUUCAUCCGAAAGCGGUUGAACUACGACGUGAUGUAGCCGCGGGGAUAGAUAACAUGGGAAUUAUUAUUUAUUUGUUAGCCACAGUCACAAAUGCUGUGCUCUGUUUGAUCAUCAUGCCCGGACGAGAAAGGUAA
Messenger RNA from Echinostoma caproni, 1437 nucleotides. NCBI's taxonomy places the organism in Eukaryota, Metazoa, Platyhelminthes, Trematoda, Plagiorchiida, Echinostomatidae. The record is from the annotation of a GenBank genome assembly.